AUGGUCACCGUCGCAGUCGCAGGAGGGACCGGCAAUCUGGGCCGCACGAUCGUGGAUGCGCUAAAGGAGAGCCCAAACCACAAGGUCGUUGUCCUGACGCGCAAAGGAUCCAAGGGCCCAGAGAUGGACGUCCCCGUCUUUGCUGUCGACUACAGCGAUGUCGAGUCGGUGGCUCAUCUCCUCGAGACAAACGACGUGCAUACCGUGAUCUCGGCCCUCAGCAUCAGAGGCCCGACCGAGGGCGCCUCCGAGAUCAGUCUCGUCAAGGCUGCAGCAAAGGCGAAGGCGACGAGACGCUUCAUCGCGAGUGAAUACGGCACCUUGGCGCCUACUGACAAGUAA
Molecule: messenger RNA, 342 nt
Organism: Cladophialophora yegresii CBS 114405
Lineage: Eukaryota; Fungi; Ascomycota; Eurotiomycetes; Chaetothyriales; Herpotrichiellaceae
Exons: 2
Coding region: 1-342 (113 amino acids)
Source: RefSeq, a predicted model, not a curated record